CACAAGCGGCGUAUGAGUGAUAUUUAUACAAAGUGCGAAUGAGUGAGCUUUUUCUACGAGUGAAAUUUGCUAACAGCCAGACCACUAGAGUUGGCUAGAAAAAGGCUGCAGCGUCAACACUGUGGCAACAUUUGCUGUCUAGCAGCAGAACACAAACUAGAACCUGUAACGGCAUCGUCUUGUAGAAGGGCUAGAGUAUAAAAGGACGCUGAUCAAUCCAACCAAAUGCAGAACCAACCAACGAGGCGAGAGCCACAGACUGAAUCCAAUUCGAACUUCAACUGCAACUCCAUUUUGAAAUUCAGAAUGCGAUUCCUCUCGCUGGCUGUGGCUGCUUUGACUUGGCUGACUUUGGCCAAUGGUCUUGCACUGUACACAAACUAUCCGUAUGUGUAUACGACGCAGGGAACGGCACUGGUGACGCCGACGCAACGACAGUAUUUGUCGCAGGAUGCACUGGGUCACUAUGCCUACGGCUAUGCCGAGCCGCAUUCCAGCAAGCAGGAGGUGCGCAGCCUGGACGGAAUCACACGUGGCAGCUACAGUUAUCGCGAUGCGGCCGGAAAACUCCAAAGAGUCGAUUAUACGGCGGAUGCUGCUGGUUUCCAUGUGACUGCCACCAAUUUGCCGAUUUCAGCCAGAAGCAUUGACGCAGCCGCUCAACAGCAACCAGCUGAUUCCGUUGAAGUGGCCGCCGCUCGUCAAACUCACUUGGCGGCUCACGAGGCCACACGACUCCUUCUCAAGCAAGCUCAACAGCAAUCCAAUCCGGACGAGCAGCAAAUCGAUAAGGAACUGCAAAGUCCCGUUGAAGAUACAGCCGAGGUCGCUGCUGCCAAAUCGAAUCAUCUGAAGCGUGUCGCCGCCGAGCAGCUGCGCAAUGAGCUGCUCAGCGGAAGAUCUGCCCCAGUUGGACGCAGCAGCCAUGUCAUUCUGCCCGUGCACUCCGUCUACGGCUAUACGGUUCCACGCUACUACAACUCCGGAAUCUAUUCGCUGCUGGAAUAUGGAGCCCCACCGCCAGCCGGCACCAUUACCCAAUAUCACACACAGGAUGAGCAUGGUCAGUAUGCCUAUGGCUAUACAGCGCCACUCUACUCCAAGCACGAGACACGCACUGCGGAUGGCGUGACUCACGGAUCCUAUUCCUAUGUGGAUGCCAGGGGAGAACAGCAGACGGUCAACUACAAAGCGGAUGUGGAUGGAUUUCGUGUGAUCGCCAGCAGUCUGCAGCAGCAACCCAACGAGGAGACGCCCGAGGUUGCCGCUCUGCGUGCCCAGCACUUGGCUGCCCAUGCUGAGGCCAAGCUGCGACUGGCUGGCGGUGCAAAUCUAAACCCGGUACAAGAUACUCCCGAAGUGGCCGCUGCCAAAGUUGCCUUCUUCAAGCGCUUCGAGGCGGAGAAACUGCGCAAUCAGCAACUCAGCAAGACGACAAAGACAAAGACGAUUCUGCCCAGUCGCACCAUCCUGUCGCAACCACUAUAUGUGCUGAAGCCCGCCAGUGGUUUCAUAAUCAAGUACAACACCCUGCUGCAGACAAGCUCAUCACCAUACCGUGAAUACCUUCCCUUGGCUUGA
Molecule: messenger RNA, 1581 nt
Organism: Drosophila grimshawi
Lineage: Eukaryota; Metazoa; Arthropoda; Insecta; Diptera; Drosophilidae
Gene: Cpr72Eb
Exons: 3
Coding region: 226-1581 (451 amino acids)
Cellular component (GO): chitin-based extracellular matrix
Molecular function (GO): structural constituent of chitin-based larval cuticle
Source: RefSeq, a predicted model, not a curated record